AGUGAAUAAAUUGUUAGAAUAGAAAGUCAAGAGAUUAGUAUGAUUUCUUCGUCAGUAAAAUGGGUUCUAAUAUGUCACAGUUUUUCCAGCUCAGCAUCAUUUUAAGUUUUCUUUUAAGUUUAACCCUUUCUUCAAGCUAUUCAAGUGUCCCACCUCAAAACUUGCCUCCACCAGAGAAUUCGAUUUUUGCACAGGAACAGCUCUACAUAGCUCCAUUUAAAAAGUCUCAUGAUGAAGCCUUGACCUGUGGACAGUUGAUUGUAUCUCGAGGCUUCAAAUAUGAACGUCACUUUGUAACAACAGAGGAUGGUUACAUACUUACAUUGUAUCGAAUCAUUAACCCAAAUGCUCAAGCAGCUCGAGGAUCGAAACUCAUUCCUGUUUUAUUAGUCCAUGGAAUUUUUACUUCAUGUAGUAGUUGGAUGAUCAAUGGAUUUGAUGGAUUCAUAGAGCCAUGGGUCGACGGAAAGCCACCCAAUGUUAGAUCAAAUAGUCUUGCCUUUGUUCUGGGUAAUGGUGAGUUUGAUGUUUGGAUAGCAAAUAACAGAGGAACUUCUUACUCAAGGAACCACACUCGGCUUGACCCUGAUACAGAUUCAGAGUUUUGGGACUUUUCAUUCGCCGAAAUGGGUGAAUAUGAUACACCAGCGAUGGUUGACUAUAUUAUUGAUAAAACUGAUCAUGAUAAAAUUGUAUGGAUUGGUUAUUCGCGAGGAACUCAGCAAAUGUUUGUUCAAUUAGCAGAGAAUCCAGCUUUUGCUGAAAAGCUUUACUUGAAUAUAAACAUUUCACCAAUAGCCUUUUACGGUGAUGCUAAAGGUCUAGGCAGUGUCAUUCCUAAUGAAAGACUCGCUACUAGGGCAUUAGAGAACUAUGAGGGUCCUUUGCCACCCUUUUUACCUGAAUUUGAUGCUGGACUUACUUACUUUUGUUCAGCCGAAAUUAGCCAACCAAUAUGCAUUGAGGUUUACAGUUAUCUUUUCGGACCGAAUCGAAGAAUGAUUAAUAAGGAAAUAUUUCAAGUAAUAACAAGUCAAAUUGAUUCAACUUCAAAUAAAGAUACUACACAUGAUCUACAAUCGAUGCGUUAUGAUCAGAUUCGUAAAUUUGAUUAUGGUAAAAAGAUGAAUCAAGAAAAGUAUGGUUCAGAUGAGCCACCAAAGUAUCAAUUUGAAAGAAUACCAAAGUACAAUUUGGUUCUUAUUAGUGGAUUGAAUGAUUAUUUAGCUGAUUCAAAGGACGUGCAAAAGCUGAGAAACAUAUUGAGCAAAGGAAACUCCACAAAGUUUGAUGGUCCUUGUCCAAACUCGAAUAACAGACCCUACAUUGAUCACGUAAUCACCGAUCCUUAUUGGUCUCACACUGACAUCAUCUUUGGUAACCGGGCAUAUGAAUAUGCACAUUCUGUGAUUUUGGACAUAAUGCGUGAUUACUUUAGCCAGACUGAAUAAAAUACUGUAAACACUUUAUGAUAGCAAAUUUUACUAAUACUGUUAAAAGAAUGAUCAUUCAAUUGAAUAAAAUUAAAAAGAUUCAACGAA
This is a messenger RNA of Tetranychus urticae (two-spotted spider mite), 1541 nucleotides long. RefSeq lists its product as uncharacterized. Lineage: Eukaryota; Metazoa; Arthropoda; Arachnida; Trombidiformes; Tetranychidae. The record is from RefSeq and is a predicted model, not a curated record. Gene Ontology annotation, biological process: lipid metabolic process.